Messenger RNA from Lutzomyia longipalpis, 4072 nucleotides. It is a transcript of the gene Sf3b3, whose product is annotated as splicing factor 3B subunit 3. NCBI's taxonomy places the organism in Eukaryota, Metazoa, Arthropoda, Insecta, Diptera, Psychodidae. The transcript is spliced from 7 exons. Gene Ontology annotation, biological process: mRNA splicing, via spliceosome. Gene Ontology annotation, cellular component: U2 snRNP; nucleus. Bases 183 to 3842 code for a protein of 1219 amino acids. The record is from RefSeq and is a predicted model, not a curated record. Gene Ontology annotation, molecular function: protein binding; U2 snRNA binding.
AUUACAAAGUCUCUUUCUCUCUUCCGGCAUCUCUUGAGCAGCGUGGACGUGUUUUCUCUGGAUUUUCCGCAGUUAAAAGAGCAUUUUCCUGCUUAAAAAUAUCACAAAUUGAUGGAAGAUGAACUGAAGACGUGAAUUAGAGCUUUCCGGACAAAUUGUGGUGUUAAUUUGACCCAAUCAGGAUGUACCUGUACAAUUUGACUCUGCAGAAAGCCACGGGGAUCACCCAUGCAGUCCAUGGGAGCUUCUCAGGGCAGAAAGUCCAGGAGAUUCUCAUCUCACGUGGCAAAAGCUUGGAACUUUUGCGUCCGGAUCCCAAUACGGGGAAAAUCCACACGCUUCUUUCCACAGAAGUCUUUGGCGUUAUUCGUUCUCUCAUUGCCUUCCGUCUCACUGGGGGCACAAAAGAUUAUGCAAUUGUUGGAUCAGAUUCGGGACGUGUGGUAAUUCUCGAGUACAUCCCGGCAAAGAAUGUCCUGGAGAAGGUGCAUCAGGAGACAUUUGGUAAAUCCGGAUGCCGUCGAAUUGUUCCCGGACAGUAUUCGGCAAUUGAUCCAAAGGGUCGUGCUGUGAUGAUUGGAGCCAUUGAGAAGCAAAAGCUCGUCUAUAUUCUCAAUCGUGACUCUGAGGCACGUCUAACGAUCUCAUCGCCCUUGGAGGCGCAUAAAUCCAACACAUUGUGCUACCAUAUGGUUGGAGUGGAUGUUGGCUAUGAGAAUCCCAUGUUUGCCUGCUUGGAGAUUGAUUACGAGGAAGCGGAUUCCGAUCCAACGGGCGAGGCGGCACAGAAGACGCAACAAACACUCACAUUCUACGAAUUGGACUUGGGGCUCAAUCAUGUGGUGCGAAAGUAUUCAGAGCCCCUUGAGGAGCAUGCAAAUUUCCUCAUUUCCGUGCCCGGGGGCAAUGAUGGGCCCAGUGGGGUGUUGAUUUGCUCAGAGAAUUACUUGACGUACAAAAAUCUCGGUGAUCAACAUGAUAUUCGUUGCCCAAUCCCACGACGACGCAAUGAUCUCGAUGAUCCCGAGCGUGGGAUGAUCUUCAUUUGUUCAGCCACACAUCGCACAAAGUCAAUGUACUUCUUCCUUGUGCAAACAGAGCAGGGGGACAUCUUCAAGGUGACCCUGGAGACGGAUGAUGAUGUUGUGUCGGAGAUUAAGCUGAAAUACUUCGACACAGUGCCCCCGGCGACAACAAUGUGCGUCAUGAAGACGGGAUUCUUGUUUGUUGCGUGUGAAUUUGGGAAUCACUACUUGUACCAAAUUGCCCAUCUGGGGGAUGAUGAUGAUGAACCUGAAUUUAGUUCAGCUAUGCCCUUGGAGGAGGGUGAUACCUUCUUCUUUGCCCCGCGUCCACUGAAGAAUUUAGUUCUUGUCGAUGAAAUGCCUUCCUAUGCUCCCAUCUUGGGUUGCCAAGUGGCUGAUUUGGCCAACGAAGACACCCCGCAGUUGUACUUGAUGUGUGGCCGUGGACCACGUUCGUCAAUCCGUGUCCUCCGGCAUGGAUUGGAAGUGUCCGAAAUGGCUGUUUCGGAACUCCCCGGCAACCCCAAUGCAGUGUGGACGGUCAAGAAGCGCAUAGACGAUGAAUACGACGCCUACAUUAUUGUGUCGUUCGUGAAUGCAACCCUUGUACUCAGUAUUGGUGACACUGUUGAGGAAGUGACUGAUAGUGGUUUCCUCGGGACAACACCAACACUCAGUUGCUCAUCCCUCGGAGACGAUGCCCUUGUGCAGGUCUACCCAGAUGGGAUUCGGCACAUAAGAGCAGAUAAGCGUGUAAAUGAGUGGAAGGCCCCGGGGAAGAAGACAAUUGUUAAGUGUGCCGUGAAUCAGAGGCAGGUGGUGAUUGCUCUAUCUGGUGGGGAAUUGGUUUACUUUGAAAUGGAUCCAACGGGACAACUAAAUGAAUACACGGAGCGCAAGAAGAUGCCAUCGGAUGUGAUGUGUAUGGCAUUGGGAACAGUCCCAGUGGGGGAGCAACGUUCGUGGUUCCUUGCUGUUGGUCUUGCUGACAAUACCGUGCGAAUAAUAUCCCUUGAUCCAUCGGAUUGUCUCUCACCGCGUUCAAUGCAGGCUCUCCCAUCGGCUGCGGAGUCUCUGUGUCUCGUGGAAAUGGGAUCGACGGAGAGUCAGGAAGAUGAUGGUGGUGGUACAACGACAACUGGGUCAAUUUAUCUCAAUAUUGGGCUGACUAAUGGGGUUCUCCUGAGGACUGUUCUUGACCCCGUUUCUGGGGAUUUGGCAGAUACACGUACGAGGUACCUUGGAUCACGUCCGGUUAAACUUUUCCGGAUUCGUAUGCAAGGAGCUGAGGCUGUUCUUGCCAUGUCUAGUCGUACGUGGUUGAGUUACUACUACCAGAAUCGCUUCCAUCUCACCCCGUUGUCGUAUGAAACGCUGGAAUAUGCCUCGGGGUUCUCCAGUGAGCAAUGCUCAGAGGGUAUUGUGGCAAUUUCAACGAAUACUCUGAGAAUUUUGGCUCUUGAAAAAUUGGGAGCGGUUUUCAAUCAAAUCUCCUUCCCUCUGGAGUACACCCCGAGACGAUUUGCCAUUCAUCCGGACACGGGGAGAUUAAUUGUAUCCGAGACAGAUCACAAUGCCUACACGGAGGAAACGAAGACACUGCGGAAGAAGCAGAUGGCUGAUGAGAUGCGUGAAGCAGCCGGGGAGGAUGAACAGGAGUUGGCUAAUGAAAUGGCAGAUGCAUUUAUCAAUGAAGUCCUUCCGGAGGAUUUAUUUUCCGCCCCAAAAGCCGGACAGACAAUGUGGGCAUCACAAAUAAGGAUAAUGGAUCCAAUUCAUGGGCAUACCAUUGCAAAGGUCCCCCUGGCACAGAAUGAGGCGAUAAUGUCAAUGGCUCUUGGGAGAUUUCAUGCAGCUGCCGAUGGGAGGUACUACCUUGCGGUGGGGAUAACGAAGGAGCUGCAGCUGAAUCCGAGAAUCUCAGGGAAUGGCUACAUUGAUGUCUACCGUGUGGAUUCAUCGUGCAAUGUGCUCGAAUUUGUUCAUCGGACGGAGAUUGAUGAUGUCCCCGGGGCGCUUUGUAGUUUCCAGGGGCGCCUCCUUGCGGGGGUGGGACGUGUUUUGCGUAUCUAUGAUUUGGGGAAGAAGAAACUCCUGCGGAAGUGUGAGAAUAAACACAUCCCCAAUAAUAUUGUGAACAUUCAAACAAUGGGGCAUCGUAUCUAUGCGUCGGAUGUGCAAGAAUCCAUCUUCUUCCUCAAGUACAAGAGAGCAGAGAAUCAACUUAUUAUCUUUGCCGAUGAUACCCAUCCACGGUGGAUUACAGCCACGACCCUCCUGGAUUACGAUACCAUUGCAACGGCGGAUAAAUUUGGGAAUUUAUCAAUUCUCCGGCUGCCGCAUUCGGUGACGGAUGAUGUGGAUGAAGAUCCAACGGGGAAUAAAUCUCUGUGGGAUCGUGGAUUGUUGAGUGGGGCAUCGCAGAAGGCGGAGAAUGUGACGACAUUCCACGUUGGGGAGAUUGUUAUGUCCCUGCAGAAGGCAACACUCAUUCCCGGAGGUUCUGAAUCUCUGCUCUAUGCAACACUAAGUGGUACCGUUGGGGCACUCGUGCCAUUCACAAGUCGCGAAGAUUUUGACUUCUUUCAGCACCUGGAGAUGCAUAUGCGCAAUGAAAAUCCACCACUUUGUGGGAGGGAUCAUCUCAGCUACCGUAGCUACUACUACCCCGUGAAGAAUGUCAUGGAUGGGGAUUUGUGUGAGCAAUUCACAUCAUUGGAGCCGAGUAAGCAGAAGAAUAUUGCAUCGGACCUGGGGAGAGUUCCCAGUGAGGUGGCGAAGAAAUUGGAAGAUAUCCGGACGAGAUAUGCUUUCUAAACUUUUAGAUUGGAACAAGUUUGAGGAGGUUUCGAGAUUAUUUUUCUUCUAAAAAAACAUAAGAUAAAAUGGAAGCAGAGAGAUGUGAGAUGAAGUAAUUAAUCAAUAUUUAUGGUGUUUUUUAACAUAAGGAAUUCAGUAAGUAUUCAUCUUUUCAACAUACCUAAUAUACAACAUAUUGAAAAAAAAAGUCAAAAGAAUUUGGAAAUAAAUAUAAUUUAAAGAACAAA